AUGACUAUUAGAAACACGCCAGCUGUAGUACGGGUACCUAACUUCGUAGCAGCUUCUGAUCCAGAGUCAUAUUAUUACAGUUUACUAAUCCAGUAUAUGCAGUAUCGCAAUGAGGCCGAACUUUUAGGAGAAUUUAAUAGUGCCAGAGAUGCGUUUCUCGCCAACGAAGAAAGUUUAAGACAAACAAACGCCUACUUGGAAAUAUAUCGUGAACGUCACAGGCAGCUUGAAAAUGCAUUCGCGCAAGUACACGCAUUUCAGAUACUGGAACACGCAGAGCCGAUGGAACUAGACCAUGAAGAAGAAGUUCCUUAUUUGCCAAUGAAUGAAGACCAGUUCUUACAGGCUAAGCAGUCUAUGAAUGCAGGACAAAAGGAAAUUUUUACAUUAGUUACCCAGUCCAUACAAAAUCAAAUGUCAGGUGCUGAAGAACGUUUAAAAAUAUUCUUUACAGGAGGAGCUGGUGUGGGCAAGACUUUUCUAUUAAAGUUAUUACGAGACCAAAUUAAUAGGUGUUACGCAAAGGAUGCGGUUAAAGUCUGCUCACUAACAGGAGUUGCAGCUAGAUUAAUAAAUGGAGCUACGAUACACAGUACUUUAAAAUUGCCUGUACAGAAAGACGGUCGCAUAACAGACACGAGUGAUGAGUUUGCAAUAGACAAAGCGUUAAGGGUAUACCCCACAAAUCAACAAGUUAACGACCACAACUCUGCUGUAUUGAAUUUGUACAGAAAUAAUGGUGCUCGCAUUUACAAAAUACAAGCGCAGGAUCAGCUAGUACACGCCACACGAAAUGCAGACAAUGUGGAUAUAGCUACUAUAAUAACAGCUGAUAUCAACAAAACUGGGGGUUUACCAGCAGAACUGCAAAUAUUUGUGAGGGCAAAAGUCAUGCUACGGUCCAAUAUUGACGUUUCAAAGGGAUUAGUAAAUGGCGCUAUAGGCUACAUCAACGAAAUCGUUUGGCCUCAAUUUCGUCGAACUCAGAUGUAUGCAACAGAUGUACCUUCCGUCCGAAUUGAUUUCGCAAGAGACGGAGUACAUCUUAUACACCCGAAAGCCAUACAGUUUCCAGCUAAGUACAAUUACGGGACGGCUGAAAGAAGAAUGUUGCCUUUAAUACUAUCAUGGGCUUCUACAAUACAUAAAAUGCAGGGCGGCACUGUGGAUCACGCAUUCGUAUGCUUAGGUGCGAAACUGUUUGAAGAAGGUCAAGCCUACGUGGCUCUUAGUAGAGGUAAACCCCCAACAAGGAGUCAUCGCAUUCUCGCUUUGGUUCCACCUGAACAUGGAAGAUCUGAUGCCAGUGGUGAAUCUUCUGGGGAAGAGGGUGAGGAAUCUCAUCUAUUUCGAAAUUGCGUAUUUUCAGACACAUCUUCUGAAAAUCCUUCAAUUGACUCAUCCCUAGAGCGACUGGACUUGUUAUCUGAAGACAAUUUCGGACCCACUCUUGACCCUGAUCAAAAUUUCUUUGCACAAGAAUCAAAUUCAGAAGAUGAAACUGCACCGUCCCAUAUCCGUCAUCCAUGUUUUAUACCCGAAUCUGAUACUGAAUAUGAGCAUUCAUCACCACACAUUCUACAAAACAUUAUUUCGCCAAAAACGAAUACCAACUAUGCUGAGGAUGAAAUUCAAGUGAUAUUACCAGAAGAGUCGUCACCCAUUGCGGUAAUGCCUUCUUGCUCAUCCUGGAAUGGAGACUUACCAUCUAUUCCGUCUAAUAUUUCAUCUCUUCCCUCUGAACCGUUUCCUACGCCAUCAACAUCAGCUGUGAGUAAAAAAAAAUCUCCCGCAAAAAGAUUGUCAAAACGAAAGAUUACAAAACAACAACAGCCUGCUCCUACUAAAAAGAAAACAACAUAUAGACAACAUUGUGCAACCUACUUAUGA
Parnassius apollo (apollo) is the source of this 1890-nucleotide messenger RNA. Lineage: Eukaryota; Metazoa; Arthropoda; Insecta; Lepidoptera; Papilionidae. The record is from the annotation of a GenBank genome assembly.